Molecule: messenger RNA, 8629 nt
Organism: Diabrotica virgifera virgifera (western corn rootworm)
Lineage: Eukaryota; Metazoa; Arthropoda; Insecta; Coleoptera; Chrysomelidae
Gene: Dmtn
Product: transmembrane and coiled-coil domains protein 2
Exons: 10
Coding region: 272-2185 (637 amino acids)
Cellular component (GO): endomembrane system
Source: RefSeq, a predicted model, not a curated record
UUGAGUGUAUUGGUCAAUUUGGAGAGGUUUGUCACCGCUGAUCGUACGCAUUUUGUAAGAAAAAAUUAACUUUGUAUUGUUGAGUCGAAAGGUCACGCGUUUAGACGAAGAAAUUCUAAUGAAAUAGCACGAAGUUGAUGAGUGUGAUUGGUGAUUAAAUUGUUUAAGUAUUUAUAGUGACAAAUCAAGCUGGAUUAUUGGAGGAGAGAUGGAUCUGAGUUUGUAGAACAUGCUGUGUUUUAAUUGAGAAAAUCGGGAGUAGUUUUUCGCGAUGGUGCAGUUGGCAUUAUGGAGUUUGUGGAGAUUAGGGGCAAUGGACAGCUUGCAUGUGAGUUCUCAACAAACAGGAAGUAAAACGUCCAGUCGUAGCGCCUCCCCUUGCAGGCCCAGAGAGCAACAACAACAGCAACAACAACUACAACAACAACACCAACCGUACCAUCCUCAUCACACGAAAACUCUGAGUCACGGAUCAGUGGAUAGUUCGAAGAGCCACGAUGGCAUCGGCGGAGGCGGCAUACCGCCCCAGAGGCCUUCCCGUCAGCAUCGGUCCCCCACCUCCAGCCUGAACCGAUCCGGCGGCCCGACCGUCACCACCGCUGUCACGACAACGGGUGAUCUAGACGAUUCCUUGAACCAAGUGUACCUUUUGGACGACAGCGGUGGGGGCGCCCUUAUGCAAGAAUACGAUCCCUCGGACUAUCCCUCCUCCUUUAUGUCGAACGGCAGUAACGAACUGAAACAGGAGGACGACACCGACAGUUUGGAUCCCAAGACGAACGCCAUUUUGGAGCAAUUGGGGACAAAGAUUAUUCGGGUGAAGGAUCUUAUCAGGACUGAGCAGAAACUUAGGGAUGAUAACGUGAACGAAUACCUGAAGCUGGCAGCUAACGCAGACAAGCAACAAGUCCAAAGAAUUAAGGCUGUGUUCGAAAAGAAGAAUCAAAAAAGUGCACAAGUUAUUUCGCAAUUACAAAAAAAGUUAGAUAUUUAUCAAAAACGCGUCCACGAAUUGGAAACGCAUGGUCCUGCUCAAGGUCAUAGACCGCCACGGGAAGUUCUGCGAGAUAUGGGCCAAGGACUCAAGAAUGUCGGUGGGAAUAUCCGAGACGGUAUCAGCUACGUGGGUGGUUCUGUGAUGUCCAAACCGAGGGAAUUUGCUCACUUGAUCAAGAACAAAUUCGGCAGUGCUGACAACAUAAGCCAGAUGUCGACGUGGUACGUAGGGCCAGGAGAAGGCGGCGGUGCCACCAAAGCCGGCGAUUCCACCGGAGGUCGAUCGGGCGGCGGUCCGACCGGUUCGGAAGGCAGCGGCGUACCGACCAACGGAGGCAGCGACCACGGCGACAAGAUCCACCAUCACCACCACCACCAUCGCGGAUCGGCGACGUUGCCGGCCACUCUACACGCCACGACGUCGCAGAGCUCUAUGGGGGGCGCGGCCGGGGCGCCGGGCGCUGCCGCGCACCCGCACCAACAGCAUUCAGGCGGGAAGUUCGUCAGCGAUGACGGUAGCGAAUGUAGUAGUGUUACGAGUGAUAGUAUAGGAAGGUACGCUAGAGAGGGCCAUGACAAAUAUACUGAUGUAAAUAAGAAAAUUAGAUUAGUGCAAGAACAAUUAGACAAUUUUAGAGAAAGUUUUGAUAUUAUUAAGUCGUUACAGCAAGAGAUACACGACCUCAACUCCGCCUUACAGGAGGAGAGGUUCAAAAGUGAAAGGUUGGAAGAGCAAAUCAACGACCUGACGGAGCUCCAUCAAAACGAAGUGGAGAACCUGAAGCAGGCGAUGGCUGAUAUGGAGGAGAAAGUGCAAUAUCAGAGCGAAGAGCGACUCAGAGAUAUACAUGAGAUGCUGGAGCAUUGCCAAACCAAAAUCCAAAAGAUGGAACAUCAAGCCCUCCAGCAACAGCAGUAUGUUACCUUGGAAGGUCUCGACAAUUCCAACGCCAGAGCGCUCGUCGUCAAACUCAUCAAUGUUUUGCUCACAGUACUUCAAGUGGUUUUAUUGUUAGUCGCCACGGGAGCGGGCAUUAUCAUGCCCUUUCUUCGUACAAGGUUAAGGAUUCUUUCGACGGUUGUACUAGUAAUAGGAAUAGCUUUUGUAUUGCGGCAGUGGCCGGAGGUGAGGGACAUCGGAUCGCACAUGAUGCGUCGCCUCAAAGAUACCCUAGAUCCGGCCCCGUAGUUGUAGCCACCGCCUGGCGCCGUUUCGACGCUGCUAAAUGCCGAGCCGUUCAUUGUUUUUUUAGGAAAAUCAACAAAAAAAUUAUAAUUCGUCGAGCUAAGACGGUGUUGCGACGUCCAGUCCAGUUCCUCACUCAGGGGCGUCCGAUAAUUACGUGAGAGGGCGCGGUCUGGACGACCCCGCUUAAUUCCGUUCAAAAAUAAGACGAAUCUUUAAUAAACACAAAAAGAGAUAGUGUUUGUAACUUAAUCUAUUUGUAGUGGAGGUGGGUUCCGUAUUUAUCUCACCAAGAAAGAUGUGGGGAGCGAAAAAGUAAGAAUAGCGUCUCACGUAAUUAUUCGACGGCCUUUUAGCAAAUUAUUUUACCUGAAAAAAUGAGUAUUUUAUCGGGUGGUAGAUUGUUGUGCAUAUUCGGAGAUUGUGUGACAGAAGAAUAAAACCGGGGUGUGACGAAAACUACAAAUAAUGAGAGAAUCAAGCUAAAUCACUUGUUUUACCCUACUUUACCCUUUUAACCUACUUUAAAAUAAUAAAGACAAUAAAUUCACUUUUUACAACGUUCACCAUUCCUAAAAUCAUGUGUUUGAAGCCAACAUAUCUCUUUUUAUGGACUAAAACUAAAAAUAAUGAGGGCAUCGAGCAAAAUCAGUUUGGAGCAUAUAAAUCUACUUUAAACACAGAAUUCACCAUUCCUAAAUUCAUCUAUUUGAAGCCAACAUACUUCUUUUUAUAGAUGAGAACUAAAAAUAAUCAAGCAUCAAGUAAAAUCACUUAUUUGGAGACAUGUAAGCUUGCCUUAAAUAUUUAAACACAUGAAAUUCACCAUUUAUAAUGUUCACCAUUCGUGAACUAAUUAAUUGAAGCUAAAAUCCUUUUUUUAUUUACGAGAAUUCAAAAAUAAUCAUAAAAACAAUCAAAAUCUUUUCUGGGACGUAUAAACCUAUUUAUAUACACCGGUAUUUAGGCGUCAACGCCCUUCCGGUAGGGAUCUGUGGGGGAGUGUCACCGAGCCGCAAGCCCUUAUCCCUUGCCGUACUGCUCCCUCAUAGGUCGAUCAGACGCCCGCAUAUUCCAGUCUAAGCAUCAGUUUUUAUUAGAAUUUUAUACUGACGUGUUAGCCUUUUUUGUUUUUCUGUUGACCUGGCUGGGGCUUGAACUCGCAUUCAUCACGGCGAAGUGAAGUGCGGUCAGCCGCUAGUCUCACUGAGCUGUCCGAUCGACUAUAUAAACCGGUAAACCUAUUUUAAAAUGCUAAAUACAUUAAAUUCACCCUUUAUAAAGUUCACCAUUCGUAAAUUAAUCUAUUUGAAUCCAAAAUACUUCUUUUCAUGGACGAAAAUUACAAAUAAUGAGAAAAUUAAGCAAAAUCACUUGUUUGAGGACUUAAAAAUUUACUUUAAAACAUAAAAUACGCGAAAUUCACCAUUUAUAAUGUUCACCAUUCUUAAAUUCAUCUAUUUGAGGCCAAAAUACUUCUUUUUUAUGAAAGAAAACUAAAAAUAAUCGUAAAAUCAAUAAAAAUCAAUUGUUUUUGGACAUACAAUAAACCUACUUUGAAACUUUAAAGAUAUGAAGUUCACCACUUACAACGUUCACCAUUUCCGAAUUCAUAUAUUUGGAGUCAAAAUACUUCUUUUUAUGGCCAAAAACUACAAAAUAAUUGUAAAAUCAAGCAGGAAUGAUAGUUUAGGAUCUAUUAACUUAUUGUAAAUUAUACGAUGUUUAUUGAUAAACAUUGUAAAGUUCAUCGAAAAAACAUAAUUUUUCUUCAGAUUUAGUGAAAAACUAUUGAGGUAAUGAGAAAAUCAAGCAAAAUAAUUUUUUAAGAACAAAUAAAUCUACGAUUGACUAGAAAAUUUCUAAAAAAAAGUUAACCAAUUAUAAAGUUCCUAAUUCACCACAAAAAAAAACUUUUUUAUAUAGUCUAAAAUUAAGUGUACCUGGUGUAUUACACGUCUGUGAACUUUAUAGUCGGUGAACACUUUUUAAUGCGUUUACUGUUGGUAAUAAAGAGCAUAAAGAUGUAGAUAUUCAAACGUGUUCGAAUUUGCACAUCAAUCAGUUACUUUUUUAGUGUUCCGGGUUUUGGGAUGACAAUAUUUGACUUAUUUAUAUAUCAACGUCAUUCUCGAAUGUUUUCUUAUUUUUUUGAUCCUCUACAGCGAAACAAAAAUUACAAGAAAUUGAUUUAAUAAUAAAAUCAACAAAAAACAACAGUUUGAAGGCGUUUUAUGUCUUAAUUGUCCAACGCAGUGUGAAGCUUAUCACUGAAAUAAGUAACUUUUACACAUUACUCAUCCGUUUCGAAGGACCAACUGUGUUUUUUAUUAUUCUGAGGUCCAGUAAUAUACAGGGUAAAUAAGUAUGAAAAACUUUAAGGGAUAAUUCUACAUGAAAAAUAAUGGCAGUUUGCUCUAUAAACGUAUGUCCGCAAAUGCUUUGUUUCCGAGAUACAGGGUGUUGAAAUUUUUAUUUCAAACUGCCAAUUUUUUUAUUGCUCUAAGACCGGUAGAGAUAUGAAAAUUACAUUUGGUGGGUUUCAAGAGGUAGUUAUUGCGCAUUUUUUGGCAAACAAAUAACAAUUUUAUAUUCAUCAUUGGCGCGCCUACGGGUGUAAUGGUCUGAAUUUUUUUAAAGAAAAAAAAAUGGUACGCCACUGAGAUAUUUCAAAUUAAAAAUUAUUUACUAAAAAGAUUUUAACUAGGUGCAAAGCUACAACAAAUGUUCAAAAUUACCUCCUUUAAAGGUGACAGAAUAAUUUUAUAUUCACCAUUGGCGCCCGUACAGGUAAUGGUCUCAAUUUUUUAAAGAAAAAAAUAGUACGCCACUGAGAAACGUCAAAUUAAAAAUCAUUUUUGUAUUCCUCGUUCAAUUUACGACAAAAAAUCAUUCUUGUCUUUUUUUCAUAUGCGGCGCCGUUUUUAUACAAAAAAAUAAAACAUCUUAACGCUUUCAAAUUAUUCGAGGUAGAUUCCAUAAUAUGCAUAGAAACUUAUUUCAAAUACUUUGUAAACGUUAAGAUAUUUUAUUUUUUUGCAUAAAAACGGCGCCUCAUAUGAAAAAAGGCAAGAAAGAUUUUUGUCGUAAAUUGAACGAGGAAUUCAAAAAUGAUUUUUAAUUUGACAUAUCUCAGUGGCGUACUAUUUUUUUCUUUAAAAAAUUCGGGCCAUUACCCUUACGCGCGCCAAUGGUGAUUAUAAAAUUACUCUGUCACCUUUAAAGUAGGUAAUUUUGAACAUUUGUUGUAGCCUUGCACAUAGUUAAAAUCUUUUUAAAAAUAUUUUCUGUUAUUGUUCUAGUUUGGCAUUAUUAUAUUGGAGAGUUCUUGAUGAUGUAUUACGAAAUGAAAAAUACGCGCGAAGAUGUUUUAUUUUUUUGCAUAAAAACGGUGCACCAUAUGAAAAAAAGACAAGAAAGGUUCUUUAUCAUAAAUUAAACGUGGAAUACAAAAAUAAUUUUUAAUUUGAAAUAUCUCAGUGGCGUACCAUUUUUUUCUUUAAAAAAAACUCAGACCAUUACCCGUCGGCGCGCCAAUGAACACCAAAUUUAAUUUUCACAGCUUAAAAGGUCUUAGAGCAAUAAAAAAAUUCGCAAUUAAAAAAAAAUUCAACACCCCGUAUCUUGGAAACGAAACAUUUGCGGACAUACGUUUAUAGAGCAAACUGUCAUUAUUUUUUCAUGUAGAAUUACCCCUUAAAGUUUUUCAUACUUAUUUACUAACACCCUGUAUAAAUAUACGUAUAUAAGACUUCAAAAUGUAAAUAGCUCAUCAAAAACUUGAAUAAAACCAAAUUUUAGUGCACAUUUCUAAGUUUCUUAUUCGUAGAGAAGAAUCAAACUGUAAAUGUACUUUUUACUGUAGACUUUAUGCUGUGAGUCCACUUUUUGUCAAUUAAAAAUAAAAAAGAACUGUGCACUUUUAUGACAAAAAUACUUUUCUUUCCAAUAUUAUGUUCAGACGAUGUAUUAAUUGUUAAAAAAUGUCUAUUGGACUAUUUUUUGUCGGUCCUACAACAUACAAUUCGACAUUAAAUGUUUACUGACUGUCUUUUUACAACAUGUAGGUUGAUCUACUGAUAUAUGAACUCUACAUUUAUCAAGAGGGUUAGAACUAAUUUCAAAUGAAAAACACAAAAAAAUAGUUAAAAGAAAACAAGCGAUUCACAAUUAUUUUCAUCAAAGCUAUCCGAGCAAAAAAUUACCUAUGUCUUGUUUUAAUCUGAAUUUGUAUCAUUGCAUUUUGAUUAACAUUUUAAAACCAAAAUUAGCCAAAAGAACUUUAAUCAAAAAUCGAAAAAAAUAAAAUUAUAAGUAGGUAACAAUAAUAAAUACAAUCAAAGAAGAUGCUGAAUAUGUCCACCACCAACAUCUCUACGUAACGUAACUCUUCUUCUUAUCGAGUCUAUAACAUUGUUUAGGAUCUACGGAGUAUUAUAUAGUUCUUCAAUAUGAUUCUCUCAUUCUUUGUCUAAGAUCUUUCAAAUCCGCUAGAGAAGUUCUAAAAAUCGAAUUUUUUAAAUGUGGCCACACAAAAAAAUGCAGGGGAAUGUAAUGGGCAUAUUUAAACUUAUUGUCGAAAAAGACCAUAAAAUUCAAAUUUUGCAGCCCCUCUCAAAAUUCAAAUUUUGUAUGAAUUGGAGCCCCGUCUUGCUGAAAAGAUCCUUAUAUUAGUAAAUCAUCCAUCAAUUGAUUUAUAGAUGGAGUUAAAAUUUUUUGACGAUAUCUGUCAGCAUUUAGAAAAAAUCCCUUCGAAAAAUAUAGGUCCUACAAUAUGUCGCUUGCUAAUAGCAGCCCAAACUCCAAGUUUUUGUGGAUAUAAGGGAUUAUAUCUCAAUCAAAUAAUGCGGGUUAUCUGCACUCCACAUCCUCAUAUUCUGACCCUAAAAAGGCUAAUACAUCAUCAUUAUUAUUGAAAUUGUUCAGAAACAAAUUACAGAACGCUAGCUUUUGGGGAUAGAAGUUUGGGGUGGUUUCAUUAAAGGUUUGUAAACGAUACGGAUGAAAACGUAAAUCUUGCUUAAAAUGCGCUGGCAAGUUCCACAUAAAAGAUCUACUUGAUGUAAAUGCUGAAUUGAAGCGCUUAUUGUAUAAAGGGUAUAAGUCCGCAAUACUUAGUUUUGAGAAAAAAGAAAAAAACUGUUUAUGUUUAGAAACUUGAUGAUCUAUCAAAUUUUGUUCUACAGAUGAAAUGUAGAAGGAGACUAGUAGAGUGACAUGUGGUACAGCAAACUUGGCUUUGAAAACGAUUAAGGUCAAAAAGUCGUUUUUAAAGGCUGGGACUUGAUUCCUUUAUACAAUCGACGAAUAAAAGACGAAAUAGUGCUGCUUCUCUACAGUUAAAUUAUUAAUUUAUUCAUAAGGUUUAUUAUUACAAACAAGACCUAAAAUACGUCGUAAGACUAACUAACGUAAGCUAACCGAAGUAAUAAAAUAAACGACAAAGUGCCACAAACGAUGGUGGUGCCACAAGAAUUAUUGUAUAAAGGUAAUCAGUCCCGGACUAGUACCCUUUAUACGCUCAACAAGAAUUUUAUCGUGCGAUAUUUCGCGUACGGUGAGACAUACAAAUUUCCUUUAUAGACUCAUCGAUCCGUCGACGUUGGUUUAACAAAACGUAUAUCUCACUUUAAUUUCGUACGAAAGUGGACUUAUUCCCUUUAUACAAUAAGCGAUUCAGUUGAUGUACGUGGUUGAUCGACAAUAACUGUUCUGACCAGUUCGAUGUUUUAUUCAGUUCGCUCUUUAGGCCUGCCUGCCCCUGGCUUGUGAGUUACGCUUCCCGUUUCUCUAUAAACAUCUACAAUGCGACGAAUAGUUCUGCAAAGACUAAUGAAUAGCAACAUUGGGAAAUUCUUCAACAUAAACUUCAAAAGCAUCUCGGUUGGAGUAAACCCAUUCUCCGUUAAUUCUUUGGCCAUUUCUAAAAUACAUUUCGAGCAAAGAUUGCUUUUAUUCAUUUUUAAUAAUAAUUUUGUUGUUUACUAAAACUUGAAAAGUCAAAAUUGACGUACAACUGAUAAGUAUAUCUGAAUUAAUGAUAGACAUGCGCUGUAUAGCUAUAUCUGUCCUUCAGAGCCCAGUAUGAUGACAAUAAUUUUGGAUCAAUGGAUAUCGUUUCGUUUAGUACAUCGUAAGAACGUACAGUUAAAUAUUUUUCGUAUAUUUUUGUUUCUCUUUGUAGCUGAUCGAUUUCCUGCUCAAAAACUCGGUACACCGACGAUUUUUUAGACUAUUUGUUUUUAACUAAACGGCAACUCAAGAUUUGUAAUAUGUGUAGAAGAAUUUUUGGUACAGGAUUUUUUCAUGUUUGUGAUUAUCGAUUUUUUUGUCAUAUUGGCGAAAACACACCCAGAGAUUUUCAUAUAUGGCCAAUAUAUUUCAAAUGUCGUUUACUUUUAUACCAAUAUAUUUUAUUAGAUCAAUUAAAUUGAUAUUUAUUACCUA